Messenger RNA from Symbiodinium natans, 315 nucleotides. The record is from the annotation of a GenBank genome assembly. Lineage: Eukaryota; Dinophyceae; Suessiales; Symbiodiniaceae.
AUGGGAUGUGCCGCAGGGGUUGCCGUCCAUCCUGAAAAUGUCCAAAGGCGACAGAGACCAAACGGCCAGAGCUUGAUGCCGAUGAAGCAGACGGCUGGCCCAAAGCCGUUGCGAAAGCCACAGUUCGCGCUCAAGUCGUCUUGGGACUCUACGACGUGGAGGGGGCAAGUUCCAUCAGGUGUGCCUCGCCCUCCCGGUCGGUCUCUGCACGAGAAGCAUCUCAAUCGCUUGGACCUGUUCCGGAAGAAUGUCGAGAUCGCUCCAGAUGUCUUCAGUGACAUUGUCACCGCGCGGCGGCAGGCCUCCGAUGAGUGA